This is a messenger RNA of Thamnophis sirtalis, 3730 nucleotides long. NCBI's taxonomy places the organism in Eukaryota, Metazoa, Chordata, Lepidosauria, Squamata, Natricidae. The record is from RefSeq and is a predicted model, not a curated record.
GCCCCUGUGGUAGCUGCUGGACCUUUUCCACCACCGGCUGCUUGGAGUCUGCCAUUGCCAUAAAAACAGGGAAGCUACUGAAUUUGGGAAUUUAUAUUCAGAAAGAUGAGUUGCCUUGAUGACUGCUCACCAGGAUAUCUGGGUGAAAGAAAACCUUUGGCCUUGAAGAACAAGAAUAUCAAUUCUUCUUUGGAAAAACAAAGCAGUAUUAAAAAUAAGCAAACAAAAAUUAAUGUGCUGUUUGAAACAACACUGAAAGUUCAAGAAGGAAAACGAGACCAUUCAAAUGAUCAAGAGGUCAAGAAUUUAGAUGGUCUUAUCUCUUCCGUGAAGGAAAGUGAUAAGGACUGCAAGGUGGGGAGAUCUGAGAUCCCCACCCAAGACCAUAAUUGUUCAAACAAUUCAUGUAUUGACCUUACUGAUAUUUGGGAAGACAUGGAGGACUUUGAAACAACUGGACCACAGAAAAUAUGUCCACGACAGUCUGUACCAUUUCGAGAGAAGCCUUCUGCCAACGAUAGAAAGACUGUAAAAAGCCCCUCUAUCAGCAAGCCAAAGAUAUCUAACACGGGAAGAGAGGAUGAAAAAUUUAAAGGGCAAAAUGAUUCUGGCCUCCCCUUAAGUGGGAAUGAAGAACCUGAUGAUGGAAGGGAUGAUCCUCAAGUAUUCAGUGAGACUGAAGACUAUGUGGACUUCAUUCCCCCAUCCCCAGAAGAGGAGAUGCUGCCUGCUUCGUUCGGGCUGAAGACCACUAGGCAUUUUCCCCAAAGAGCAGCUGAUGAGACAACAUUGAAUCCUGAACUCUCGGUGAAACAACUUCCAGAGUUUGGAGGAACGACCAAAAGAAGCGAACGAAGGAAGGAAGGCCAGUCCCUCCACUGUGUAAUGGAAGAGAUCUGUCAACUGGUGAAUGCCAUUCCAGAAAGAGAACUGAAGUCUCUGCUAUGUGGCCAAGAGCUGCUUCGGCUUAGAGAUUGCAGAAGAAAACUGUUGAACAAUUCUAGAAAUGGAAACAGAACCGGUACUGAUAAAUUUCUAAAUAUAAACUACAAAUGUAAUUUUGACUAUGAUGACUCCCACGAUGGAAGUUACUCUUCUCAGCUGGGAAAAACGUCUUCCCCGCUUCCUCAAGAGGCUGCCUCUACUUCUGGACCAUUUUCUGGCAAGCGGCUUGAUGACGUUCCCCGCCUGUCUGGCCUUCAUCCGCCACCCUCUCAACGAUGGGCCAGUGCCAAUCCAUCCAUUUUCAUGAAAGAUUCUACCUGGGGCACGUCCUCUUCUGCCAUGGAAAGUUCAGGCAUAUCUUGUCCCAAGUGGGAAGCCGGUGGAAUAACGGGACUCCAAAAUCCAGAUUUGGAAGCCGAGACACAUUGGUGGCCUUCAACACUGAAUGGAGCAAAUUCAGAGAACCGAAGGAAAAGUGUUCCACUUAUAAGCAAUGUGGGAAGUAAGAGUCCUUUGGCAACUGGAGGGCAGAAGCUUCAUAAAGAUGAUUUUGAUAUUGAUGACCUGGAUGACUUGGAUGAUGCAAUAAGUGCUUCAAUAGCCGAAGGCACUUCUCAGGACCUGGCUCAGCCGGCUGCAGACGCCUCCCCUGCAGCAAAUCUAUUUUUGGGGAAAAACUCGGUCACGUCCAAGGCAGGCGCUGAUCUUCUGCAUAGCGAUUUUUCUUUCACAGACCAUUCUGUAAGGGGUGAGAGUUUCCCUGUUCCUCCACUAAUUAAGGAUACGCCUUCCAGAAAUGCCACUCUGGAACCAUUCAGAGGUUUAGCAUUUGCACAUUCUAAUGAGAUGAUGAAGAUAUUCCAUAAAAAGUUUGGUCUCCAUCAUUUUCGGACCAAUCAACUUGAAGCCAUCAAUGCUGCUUUGCUGGGUCAGGACUGCUUCAUCCUGAUGCCCACAGGAGGUGGCAAGAGUUUGUGCUAUCAGCUACCAGCCUGUGUUUCGGUGGGAGUCACCAUCGUCAUUUCUCCGUUGAGGUCCCUGAUAGUGGAUCAAGUCCAAAAGCUGACCUCAAUAGACAUUCCAGCAACGUACCUUACAGGCGAUAAGACUGAUGCCGAAGCAUCCCGAAUUUACAUGCAGCUCUCAAAGAAAGAUCCCAUCAUAAAACUCCUCUAUGUUACUCCAGAGAAGGUUUGCUUGAGUGGUCAGCUGAUGUCAGCGCUGGAGAAUCUGUACCAGCGGCAGCUCUUGGCUCGCUUCGUGAUCGACGAGGCCCAUUGCGUCAGUCAGUGGGGUCAUGAUUUUCGCCAAGAUUAUAAGCGGCUUAACAUGCUCCGAAAGAAGUUCUCCUUGGUUCCCAUGAUGGCUCUUACUGCCACCGCCAACCCCAGAGUGCAGAAGGACAUCCUGAAUCAACUGGAGAUGCACCGGCCCCAGGUGUUUACUAUGAGCUUUAACAGGCACAACUUGAAAUACGACGUGUUACCCAAGAAACCCAAAACUGUUGCUUUAGAUUGCUUACAAUGGAUCAGAAAAUACCACCCUGGUGACUCGGGAAUUAUUUAUUGUCUCUCACGGUAUGAAUGUGACUCCGUGGCCAAUGCUUUGCAAGGGGGCGGCCUCUCAGCCCUGGCGUACCACGCUGGCCUCCCAGAUGGCACCAGAGACCUUGUGCAGCAGAAAUGGAUCAACCAGGAUGGAUGCCAGGUGAUCUGUGCCACCAUUGCGUUUGGAAUGGGGAUCGACAAGCCCGACGUGCGCUUUGUGAUCCAUGCCUCCCUCCCUAAAUCUAUUGAGGGCUACUAUCAGGAAUCCGGCCGAAGCGGGCGGGAUGGUGAAGUCUCCCACUGCCUUCUUUUCUACAGCUACAGCGACGUGACCCGGCUGAGGAGGCUCAUCCUGAUGGAAAGGGAAGGCAACAGCCACACCAGGCAGACACACUUCAACAACCUCUACAGCAUGGUCCAUUACUGCGAGAACAUCAUGGAAUGCCGGAGGAUACAGUUGCUGGCCUACUUUGGAGAAACGGACUUUAAUCCUAGAUUUUGUAAGGAGCAUCCAGAAGUAAGUUGCGACAACUGCACCAAACAGCAGGUAUACAAGUUGAAGAAUGUGACCGAAGAAGUAAAAAACAUUGUGAGGUUUGUAAAGGAAUAUUGUGGUGAAAAAGGAACUAGAAAUAUCAAGAGAAAUGCAGGAAGAUAUACCCUCAAUAUGAUGAUUGACAUUUUCUUGGGUUCAAAAGCUGCAAAGAUUCAGUGUGGUCUCUUUGGCAAGGGAGCAGCCUACUCCCGCCAUAACUCCGAGCGACUUUUUAGGAAGCUGGUGCUGGACAAGAUUCUGGAUGAAGACUUGUACAUCACAGCCAACGAUCAAGCGAUAGCGUACAUCCAGCUGGGGGAAAAAGCUGGUGCUGUGCUGAAUGGCUGCUUGCAGGUGGAGUUCUGUGAAACAGAAAGUGCCAGCAAUAUCCGGAAGCAGAGGGCUUUGGAGACCAAGAUGUCCCUACGGGAAGAGAUGGUUAAGAAGUGUCUCUCUGAACUCACAGAUGUCUGUAAAAACCUUGGGAAAGUGUUUAAUAUCCACUAUUUUAAUAUUUUUAACACUGCCACAUUAAAAAGAAUAGCAGAGACUUUGUCUUCAGAUCCAGCAGUUUUGCUUCAGAUUGAUGGUGUCACAGAAGACAAAUUAGAGAAGUACGGAGCAGAAAUAAUAGGCGUGAUGCAGAAGUAUUGUACAAAGAUACUAACAGGUAUUUAAAUCACUUCAUUCACUUAAUGCACAG